UGGGUGGUAUAGUGGAAGUAGUAAGGGCAGUUCAGCACAGUGCCUGAAUCGUCAGUGUUCGCUGGUCGAUUAGUUGGAAACAUUAGUUAUGAUUUUUACUGAAUUUUAAUUUGUAAAGAAAACUUUGAGGAACUCCCCGGAGACACUCGACACACAUACGUGACUCAGUUGUUUCUACAUUCUUGGUGCCGUAUGCAGUAAACUGCAACCUCCGGAGGACGCAGCAUCCGAAAUGAGACCCAGUGAAUAUAGAAACACUGUAUUGGGCGGUUCGUUGCCUCUGACUACUCCAACUAUCCAAUCAAAGGACGGGAAAUUGCUGACAUAAUCGUAUGCCUGCUAGAUGGCCCCAGUGACGACAACUCGAAAUCUGAUUGGUUAAGAUGGCUAACUGGCACCGUGUGCUGUGACCGUGGCACCCAGUCAUGGAUGGACACAUACCCAGAUUGUCGCUUAUCUUUGUUCUAUUGGCAGUAGUAGGAUUUAUACUGCUCAUUAGCAACAUCACAUCUCUGGAGGAUUUUAAUGAUCAACUAACAUCCACCUUCUACAAAAUACAGAGCAGUAUCCACUUAGCCUUUGAGCCUCCCGAUAAUGUGUUGCUGGCGGAGGUAAAUUACACGUACUGUGCACAAUUUGUCCAAAAGCCCACUGCAGAAGAGGCCAUAGAAGAGAGACAUUUGCUCAAUUCCACUGCAUGGCCAGAUCCACCAGUGAAAGACCUCCCUGUGGAGUUCAGCAGUAACCCUGCCAAGAGCUACUAUGUGAUUCAAGGUGAACCAGAGCAACACAUAGGUGGUCAGCUUGUGGUUAAUGUCCAUGUGCACAACUUCUUGGGCCUACCUAAGAGGCAUGGAGGAGAUUUCCUGACAGCCAGGCUGCAUUCACCCAAGCUAGGUGCUGGGGUUGUAGGGAAGGUGCAUGACCACAAUGAUGGGAACUAUACAGUGCUGUUCCCACUGCUGUGGGCUGGUGAAGUGCAAGUAGAAAUUACUAUGGUGCAUCCUAGUGAGGCAGUGGUGGUGCUUAAGAGAUUACGAAAGGAGCAAACUCACACAGUGAGUUUUAAAAGCCAGUUCCGCUCUGGUGGCCUAUCAGAGUCCACUGAGUGUGACAUGUGUCUUCCUCACAACCAGAAACCUCUCUGUAAUUACACUGAUCUUGAAACUGGAGAGCCCUGGUACUGCUACAAACCCAAAAAACUAGGCUGUGACACACGAAUAAAUCAUUACAAAGAGGGUUAUAGGAAGACCCUCUUAAACAAGAAUGAAGCAGAGUUUUUCAAGAGGGGAGUAAAUAUAAAAGUGCCUAUACCCGCAGCAAAGAUGGACCGUGUGACUGUAUUACCUGCAGAAAAUGAUCAAACCAAAGUAGAAAGUACUAACAAUGCUGCUGGCUACUACUUUCAAGAUACCUGGAGGUCUCUGAGUGGUUCAGCCAUCCAGCAUUUUACUAGCUCCUCAGCCAUAACAAGUUGUCUUAAAGGGAAGCUUGUGUACAUGCAUGGAGAUUCAACAAUACGCCAGUGGUUUGAGUACCUUGCUAAGUUUGUUCCUAACCUGAAACCAUUUAAUCUUUACAGCCCUAUUAUGGUAGGACCAUUCAUGCUUGUGGAUGACACUAACAAUAUUCUAGUGAAGUUUCGCUGCCAUGGGACGCCCCUCCGCUCCACCCCAGUGUACACCUCUGAACUGCGCUAUGUAGCAAAUGAGAUAGACAGGAUAGAGGGUGGGCCAAACACUGUAUAUAUUAUAAGUGUGUGGGCUCACUUCAGCACUUACCCAAUUGAAGCAUAUAUACGGCGACUACGGCAAAUACGGAAGGCUGUGGUGCGGCUGUUAAACCGUGAGCCAGAUACGUUGGUGGUGAUCCGCACUCCCAACAUGCAGAAGUUGAAUCCAGCAGAUAGCCUGUUCUAUAGCAACUGGUUCUGUCUGCAGAUUGAUACUGUGCUGCGUGGAAUGUUCAAAGGACUCAAUGUGAAGUUUCUGGAUGCCUGGGAAAUGGUGCUGGCCCAUUACCUACCACAUGACCUACACCCACCCCAACCCAUUAUUAAAAACAUGAUUGAUGUCAUCCUCUCCUAUAUCUGUCCAGCUGGGAAAACAUAAAAUGGUGUACAAAACCUUUGCCUUUAUUAACAUGUUAGUAAUAUAGCUGUGUGAAAUGUGUAAAUUGUAAUUAUGGUUCUGCAAAUAACUUUCAAAAGUUGAUAAAACAUGGUAAUGUAAUUUAGUCAGAUAUUUGAAAGCUGAUCCUACAUUUAAUAUGAGCAUUUUGUAAGCAAAAUGAGAGGAGCAUAAUUAUGAAACCUAUGAAAUCUUUUGCAUUUACAAAAGAUCAAAUACAAGUAUUUAAAUAAAUGAUUUUUAAGAUCAUUUUCCUA
This is a messenger RNA of Hemibagrus wyckioides, 2386 nucleotides long. RefSeq names its product NXPE family member 3-like. Bases 426 to 2111 code for a protein of 561 amino acids. The record is from RefSeq and is a predicted model, not a curated record. The transcript has 7 exons. NCBI's taxonomy places the organism in Eukaryota, Metazoa, Chordata, Actinopteri, Siluriformes, Bagridae.